Aspergillus chevalieri is the source of this 168-nucleotide messenger RNA. RefSeq lists its product as uncharacterized. Lineage: Eukaryota; Fungi; Ascomycota; Eurotiomycetes; Eurotiales; Aspergillaceae. The coding region runs from base 1 to 168 and encodes 55 amino acids. The transcript is spliced from 2 exons. The record is from RefSeq and is a predicted model, not a curated record.
AUGUCUGCCAAUGCAUAUAGCACGGCCAACGAGCUUUAUCAGCGUCCUGAAUACCAUGAAGCCUUUGUAACGGUGGAACUUGGCUUGCAGGAGACCGGCAAGAGGACUGGAAACGCAGAGCAUAGGAAGAGUAGUAGGUCUUACCUGCUGCUGUUGCCACUUGCAUGA